UGGGUGAGGCACAUGCUCAGUUCCACUUUGACAAUUGCCAAGGACAACAAAAAUAAUGCCGUUCUUGGUUAUGCUGUGUGGAGAACAUUGACAGGAGGGCAUAAGACAAUCCAAUACUCACUGAUGCUAGCCGGCCACACCAAAUUUUCAUGCGACUGGCAUUUUGGAGUUUGGAAAAACAGAAUGAGACACAUGGAUGCAGAGACAGUUGAGGAGGUGGCUUCCACAGAAGCCAUGUCAUCCCGUAAUGGCCACAACAUUCCACAUAUUGUUGAUGGCAACAGCAAACAAGUGUCGUUCUAUGACUGGAGCACCUUCUUCAAAGGCAUUUUCAAACCAUUGAAGAACAUUUCGAAAUACCAUUCAUUUGAGGUGUCUUCUAACGAGCCUGGGGUUUUAAGACUAUUUUAA
This is a messenger RNA of Mya arenaria, 411 nucleotides long. RefSeq lists its product as uncharacterized. The record is from RefSeq and is a predicted model, not a curated record. NCBI's taxonomy places the organism in Eukaryota, Metazoa, Mollusca, Bivalvia, Myida, Myidae. The transcript is spliced from 3 exons. Bases 13 to 411 code for a protein of 132 amino acids.